ACUGAGUAGAUGAAGUCCUUAACAGAAACCAGGAACACUGAAUAAAUAGUGGAGAACAAUUUCUUUGAGUUAUCAAAGUGAGAUGUCCUGUAGGUAGCUAGACGUACUGGCUUGUAACUCAGGACAGCUGCCGCGUCCUGUGUAAAAGGAAAAGCUAUUCCUGGAUGAUGUCUAAAGCCAGAUGACAGGAUUUAGGGGAUGGGUUAGACCUGCACUUGUUUUCCUGGAGAAGAGGCGGGUAUAAAGUGGCAGGGUGACAUUACUGUAAGAUAUCUGCAUUCAAAGGGCUAAAAAAAGAGACAAAAUGCUGGAAAGGCUACUUGUUAUAAACGCAGCCGGGCAAGUUAAAACAAAUCACGCAGCACAGGCAGCCAGUCUGGGUGGCUGAGGAUAGACCCGGCGUGUUUUCGAGUGCACACAUACACAAAAAGGAAAGGGCCCCUCCUCACCGGAAGCACAACCUCUGCCCUCUGGGGCAUUACACAUUCCUCCGCGCCGGAAGAAUACGUCGCGCUGCGCCACGCCACGCCUCGCCUCGCCCAGUCAGCUUCCCUCUACCGUACCACUCGUGAAGGAGAGAUCGUGCCCAUCCCCAACCCCCUACCAAGAGCAAGCCGCGUGGAGUCGUUGGACUGGGCUGAACUUUGGCAGGCAAGGAGAGAAGCAGCCACACUGGGCUGCCGGGCAAGAAAGGAAGCAGGAAGGGUCAGACACACAGGCGUCGCGCCGCUGCGGAAGGAUUCUGUUUCCUGCAGGGGGCGGAGGGAUUUGACAGCACGAUAACUUCCGGAAAAGUCCUGAACCUCAGAGGAAAAGCCCUGCGAGAAACAAUAACAAACGGGAGGAGGAAGCGAUUUUGGGGUUUCUGUGUUGAACAGUUCUCGUCCGCCAAGAUGCGCUUCGGCCCGUGUCAGGGGACGUGAACAAACUCAGUGGGCUUCAGCCAGCUUCUCUCCACCUGUUCCCCACGGGGACCCCCCCCCCCCCGGCCGUUGCAAUGGCGGGCGUGGGGCCGGGGGGCUACGCGGCGGAGUUCGUGCCACCCCCAGAGUGCCCUGUCUUUGAGCCGAGCUGGGAGGAGUUCACAGAUCCUCUCAGCUUUAUCGGUCGCAUCCGGCCUUUGGCGGAGAAAACCGGCAUCUGCAAAAUUCGGCCGCCCAAGGACUGGCAGCCUCCAUUCGCCUGUGAAGUAAAAAGCUUUCGUUUCACUCCAAGAGUCCAGCGCCUGAAUGAACUUGAGGUAAGUGUUAUGUCACCAUUUCUUCCUCCUGAUUCAUUCUUUAUUGUUAGGGCUGUAGGUAGAGAACUUUGCAUAGCAAGGUUCUUCAUUAUUUUGAUCUUCAUAUUUCCAAACAAUAAGCUCAGUAUGCUAUUUUUUCUUUUCUCAGCUUUAAAUAUUAUAUACCGAUUUCCUACUGUUAAAGAUGGAGAAUGGAUUGUUGCCAGCAAAGGAGGUUUUGAAAUGGUCACCAAAGAGAAGAAAUGGUCUAAAGUGGGUAGUCGCUUGGGAUAUCUGCCAGGAAAAGGAACUGGGUCUCUUUUGAAGUCACAUUAUGAAAGAAUUCUCUACCCAUACGAACUUUUCCAAUCUGGUGUGAGCCUUAUGGGUGUACAGAUGCCUAAUUUAGAUCUUAAAGACAAAGUGGAGCCUGAGGUUCUCAGCACUGAUACCCACACUUCCCCAGAGCCAGGCACAAGAAUGAACAUUCUGCCGAAGAGAACAAGACGUGUGAAGUCUCAGUCAGAAUCUGGAGAUGUGAAUAGAAACACAGAACUGAAGAAACUUCAGAUUUUUGGGGCUGGGCCCAAGGUUGUGGGCCUGGCAAUGGGAACAAAAGAUAAAGAAGAUGAAGUCACCCGAAGACGAAAAGUUACCAACAGAUCAGACGCAUUUAACAUGCAAAUGAGGCAACGGAAAGGCACUCUCUCUGUUAACUUUGUUGAUCUCUAUGUUUGUAUGUUUUGUGGCCGGGGAAACAAUGAAGAUAAAUUGCUUUUGUGUGAUGGAUGUGAUGACAGCUAUCAUACAUUUUGUCUCAUUCCUCCACUACCUGAUGUGCCCAAAGGAGACUGGAGGUGUCCUAAAUGUGUCGCUGAGGAAUGUAACAAACCUCGAGAAGCCUUUGGAUUUGAACAAGCUGUUAGAGAGUAUACACUUCAGAGCUUUGGAGAAAUGGCAGAUAAUUUUAAGUCUGAUUAUUUUAAUAUGCCAGUUCAUAUGGUUCCCACAGAACUAGUAGAAAAGGAAUUUUGGCGGCUGGUAAGCAGCAUUGAAGAAGAUGUUAUUGUGGAAUAUGGAGCAGAUAUCUCCUCAAAAGACUUUGGAAGUGGAUUUCCAGUGAAGGAUGGGCGGAGAAAGAUGCUGCCAGAAGAAGAGGAAUAUGCACUUUCUGGUUGGAAUUUGAAUAACAUGCCUGUCCUGGAACAGUCUGUUCUUGCACAUAUUAAUGUGGACAUCUCUGGUAUGAAAGUGCCAUGGCUCUAUGUGGGAAUGUGUUUCUCUUCUUUUUGCUGGCACAUUGAAGAUCACUGGAGUUAUUCCAUCAACUACUUGCACUGGGGGGAGCCAAAGACAUGGUAUGGUGUGCCAUCUCAUGCUGCAGAACAACUGGAGGAGGUGAUGAGAGAACUGGUCCCUGAGUUAUUUGAAUCCCAGCCUGAUCUUCUGCAUCAGUUAGUCACCAUCAUGAACCCCAAUGUGCUAAUGGAGCAUGGUGUGCCUGUGUACAGGACCAAUCAGUGUGCUGGAGAGUUUGUUGUGACAUUUCCUCGUGCCUAUCACUCUGGAUUUAACCAGGGCUACAACUUUGCUGAAGCUGUGAACUUCUGUACUGCUGACUGGUUGCCCAUUGGACGUCAAUGUGUAAAUCAUUACCGUCGCCUAAGGCGCCAUUGUGUCUUUUCACACGAGGAACUUAUUUUCAAGAUGGCAGCAGAUCCAGAAUGCUUAGAUGUGGGGCUGGCUGCCAUGGUCUGCAAAGAAUUGACUGUCAUGACUGAAGAAGAAACACGAUUAAGAGAGUCUGUUGUGCAGAUGGGUGUCCUGAUGUCAGAAGAAGAAGUGUUUGAACUUGUUCCUGAUGAUGAGCGACAGUGUUCAGCAUGCAGAACCACAUGUUUUCUCUCUGCUCUCACAUGUUCCUGUAAUCCUGAGCGGCUUGUAUGUCUCUACCAUCCAACUGAUCUGUGCCCCUGCCCCAUGCAGAAGAAAUGUCUUAGAUAUCGCUACCCAUUAGAAGACCUCCCUUCUCUGCUGUAUGGUGUAAAAGUCAGGGCACAGUCCUAUGACACUUGGGUCAGUCGCGUUACAGAAGCAUUGUCUGCUAACUUCAACCACAAAAAAGAUUUGAUUGAAUUGCGAGUAAUGCUGGAAGAUGCUGAGGAUAGGAAAUACCCAGAGAAUGAUCUCUUUCGAAAACUCAGGGAUGCUGUGAAAGAAGCUGAGACCUGUGCUUCUGUGGCUCAGCUGCUUCUGAGCAAAAAGCAGAAACACAGACAGAGCCCAGAUAGUGGGAGGACUCGGACCAAACUGACAGUGGAAGAAUUGAAGGCCUUUGUCCAACAACUUUUUAGUCUUCCGUGUGUCAUCAGCCAAGCUCGGCAAGUGAAGAAUCUGCUGGAUGAUGUGGAAGAGUUUCAUGAACGUGCUCAGGAGGCCAUGAUGGAUGAAACCCCAGAUUCUUCCAAACUCCAGAUGUUGAUAGAUAUGGGCUCUAGUCUCUAUGUGGAACUCCCUGAAUUACCACGACUGAAGCAAGAGCUACAACAGGCUCGGUGGUUGGACGAAGUAAGACUGACCCUAUCAGAUCCACAACAAGUCACCUUGGAUAUCAUGAAGAAACUAAUAGACUCUGGGGUAGGGUUGGCACCCCACCAUGCUGUGGAGAAAGCAAUGGCUGAACUACAGGAGCUCCUUACAGUGUCCGAACGGUGGGAAGAAAAGGCUAAGGUCUGCCUACAGGCAAGACCACGGCACAGUGUGGCAAGUUUAGAAAGCAUUGUGAAUGAAGCCAAGAACAUUCCAGCCUUUCUACCCAAUGUGUUGUCCUUGAAAGAAGCCUUACAAAAGGCUCGAGAAUGGACAGCUAAAGUGGAAGCUAUUCAGAGUGGCAGCAACUAUGCUUAUUUGGAGCAGCUUGAGAGCUUGUCUGCAAAAGGACGCCCUAUCCCUGUGCGUCUUGAAGCACUGCCGCAAGUGGAAUCACAGGUAGCAGCGGCACGAGCAUGGAGAGAACGGACUGGGCGGACCUUUCUUAAGAAGAAUUCUAGCCAUACGUUGUUACAGGUGCUGAGCCCCCGGACUGACAUUGGCGUAUAUGGGAGUGGCAAAAAUAGGAGGAAAAAAGUGAAAGAACUAAUAGAAAAAGAAAAAGAAAAGGAUCUGGACCUGGAGCCUCUGAGUGAUCUGGAAGAAGGAUUGGAGGAAACAAGAGAUACAGCCAUGGUGGUGGCAGUUUUUAAAGAACGGGAGCAAAAAGAGAUUGAAGCCAUGCAUUCCCUCAGAGCAGUCAACCUAGCCAAGAUGACCAUGGUGGACCGCAUAGAAGAAGUAAAAUUUUGCAUUUGCCGUAAGACAGCCAGUGGGUUUAUGCUACAGUGUGAGCUCUGCAAAGACUGGUUCCAUAACAGCUGUGUUCCUCUCCCUAAAUCAAGUUCCCAAAAAAAAGGAUCCAGCUGGCAAGCUAAAGAAGUAAAAUUCCUUUGCCCUCUUUGUAUGCGGUCUCGAAGGCCCAGGCUAGAGACUAUUCUGUCACUCCUGGUAUCCCUUCAGAAGUUGCCUGUACGGUUGCCUGAAGGAGAGGCCCUACAGUGUUUGACAGAACGUGCUAUGAGUUGGCAAGAUAGAGCACGGCAGGCUCUAGCCACAGAUGAACUAUCCUCUGCUCUGGCCAAACUGUCUGUGUUGAGCCAGCGUAUGGUGGAACAGGCAGCUCGAGAAAAAACUGAAAAGAUCAUCAGUGCAGAACUCCAAAAAGCAGCUGCCAAUCCAGACUUACAGGGACACUUACCUAGUUUCCAGCAGUCUGCUUUUAACCGCGUGGUAAGCAGUGUGUCAUCUUCUCCUCGACAAACAAUGGACUAUGACGACGAAGAAACAGAUUCUGAUGAAGACAUUCGAGAGACAUAUGGCUAUGACAUGAAGGACACAGCUAGUGUGAAGUCCUCUAGUAGUCUUGAACCCAAUCUUUUUUGUGAUGAAGAAAUUCCCAUCAAAUCUGAGGAGGUGGUGACUCACAUGUGGACAGCACCUUCAUUUUGUGCAGAGCAUGCUUAUUCUUCUGCUUCUAAGAGUUGUUCUCAAGGUUCCAGCACCCCAAGGAAACAACCUCGGAAGAGCCCUUUGGUGCCCCGAAGUUUGGAACCUCCAGUGCUGGAGUUGUCACCUGGAGCUAAGGCCCAACUGGAAGAACUUAUGAUGGUUGGAGAUCUCCUGGAAGUAUCUCUGGAUGAGACUCAACACAUAUGGCGGAUUUUGCAGGCCACACACCCACCCUCCGAAGACAGAUUCUUACAUAUCAUGGAGGAUGACAGCAUGGAAGAGAAACCACUGAAAGUGAAAGGAAAGGAUUCUUCAGAGAAGAAACGGAAGCGGAAGCUAGAAAAGGUAGAGCAACUUUUUGGAGAAGGAAAGCAGAAGUCCAAGGAGUUAAAGAAAAUGGACAAACCUAAAAAGAAGAAAUUAAAAUUAAGUUCAGACAAAUCAAAGGAGCUGAAUAAACUGGCCAAGAAACUAGCAAAAGAAGAAGAAAGAAAGAAAAAGAAGGAGAAGGCUGCUGCAGCCAAAGUUGAACUUGUGAAAGAGAGCACUGAGAAGAAAAGAGAGAAAAAAGUGCUGGACAUCCCCUCAAAGUAUGACUGGUCAGGAGCAGAGGAGUCUGAUGAUGAGAAUGCUGUAUGUGCAGCACAAAACUGCCAAAGGCCCUGCAAGGACAAGGUAGACUGGGUACAAUGUGAUGGUGGCUGUGAUGAGUGGUUUCAUCAAGUUUGUGUGGGUGUAUCUCCAGAAAUGGCUGAAAAUGAAGAUUACAUCUGUAUAAACUGUGCAAAGAAGCAGGGGCCAGAUAGCCCAGGUCAAGCAACACCUCCUUCCUUCAUAAUGAGCUACAAACUACCAAUGGAGGAUCUUAAAGAGACCAGUUAGCAGAUGUUUGGUUAGUUUGGGACAUGGGGGGAAAUGGACCACAUUGGGACCUUAGUCAUCAAGUAGAGUGGUUUAUAUCCACUUGAAAUGUUGCUUCCAAAGAUGAAUGGCCUUCAGAGAAAGUCCUCUUAGUGCCGGCUUCCUCUUUGCAUGGACUCUGUGGGUUACAUUCUCCAUCAACAUAUCUUUGCAGAGGGUGUCUUCUUUGGUACAGCAGCCAAUAUUUCAACUCAUGUUUCCUUUGAGUGUGGUUUAUUGCAUUAAGGCCAGAUGCUUGAUAGAGCUCUAGGGUGGCUGGUUGGUAUUAAUACAUUGGUAUGCUAACAGGGCAUGUAGGAUGUGGCUUAUGUCCAGUUGAUAUUACUUAGAGGCUUACAACUUAGGAGCAGCACCACCUGAAGGUGCUUAUUGCUUGGAUCUCCUUCAUUGGGAUAGUUGGAGAGGGUUUUCCAUUAUUACCUGGUACUUAAUGCCCUAAAGAUACAACUAGUAGUAACAGGGCCAAAGUUAUUUCUGUUAGACAUCAAGGAAUGAUAUCAGUCUAUUGACAUCAGAUAUUUGUGCUUGUUUGUGCUAGAAGAACACCCCAAAUAGGAGAACCUCUUACCAUCUGGGGCAGGUCACCUUAUCUUUGUAAGGAUGAGGAUGUCAUCUAGUUCAGAAAUCUGCUUAGAUUGGAUUCUGGGGAGAAGAACCUACUACAAGGCAAGGAGCCUUUUUUUGGCUUUGAAAAAUCUUGCUGUCUUGGGUCUACAUUUUAGGAAAGAGCAGGUACAUGGAUCCAGGCUUCUGCCAAAAAAGAAACGACGACGACGAUGACGAGUCUUACUAUCUUACUGAGCUACAGUGAUGCAUGCUUUUUGGGGAAAACUUCAUUCACAAGUAUUCCAGACACCAGGCUUCAGGCAUGGCCAUGAGCAAGACCAGCAAAUAACAGCUUUUUGCCUUGCAGCCCUGACCCCAAUGUCUGCUGUUUCCAACACUGGCAAUUUCUAACUAUGGCCCACAGCAGAUGCUGUUGAAUAACACCAUGGCUUCAUCAGAGGAUGGGGGUUGUAGUACCUCUGGGUGAUGAAGUUGUUUUAGUAAAUCCAUUUUUAAAAAGAAAAAAAAGGACUUGUUUUUACUUUUUUCUAAAUGUCUCUGACUACUGACUGUUCUAUGAAUAGAUUAUUUUUCCUUUUUUAAUAUACAUAUAUGAAUAUAUAAAUAUAUAUAUUUACUGUUACCAGCAGCAUAUGACAGAGUUUCAACAUCAAAAAUCCAUUUGGGGGCUUGCUUUUUCUUUUUUGCUUUAAAAAAAAAAAAAAAAAAAAAAAUCCCAUUCCUUCCUUGUAGUACAAGGAAUUAGCACUCCCUCCUCCAUCCCAGCCUGACCAGAUCUUCCAUUUUGCUUUUGUUCAAAUAGAUAAUUGUAUUUCCUUUGUGUGUUGGGACUUGUCCCUGUCUGCUGGGAAACUUGGUCUCACUCUAGUCUGUGCUGGCUGUUUUUCUUUUGUGUGUGAAUGUUUGAAACUAUGGUGCUGUGUCCUCUUCCCUCCUGUUAUGUUCUCUGUUCUUCUUAAGGUAUUAGGUAAGCUGUAUGUAAACUCUUAUUAGAAGGGGACUAAUUUUUUUAAAGGAAAAAAAAAAAAAAAAAAAACUAAAAAUAGUGUUUUGUCUUCAUUGUCUGGUAUCUUUAUUUUGGUUUAAAAAUCUGUGGUUUUACUUAAAUUCAUCUGUUUUCCUUUUAAGGGGGGAUUGGGGUGGACCUAGCAACAGCUUAUAGUCUCUUCCCUUUUUGCCCCAGUCUCUUUUAAAGAACUGUCUUCUAGUAACUAGAAGUGAAAUGUACUGUCCAGUUACAGUUUGAGUGGGUAUGAGAUUUAACUCAAAAGGCAUCUUACGACAAAAAAAAAAAGCAGAUGUUUUCUUAUAAAAUCCAAUUUCUGUAAAUGUUUUCUCUGUGGUUCAUACUACCUACUUUUUAGUCAUUCAUUUCUUAAUAUUGUAUAACGUUUGACUUGUUCAGAGGCUUGUUAGUAUUACUGUGCAUGCAUCUUGAGGUCUCAUCUCAAGUGUGUGUAUGAUCCAAGAUUUCAGUGAAUAUUGCAAGUUUACUAAUUCACCAAUUUCGUAAGUUUUUCUUUUGUCAAACUAAAGAUUAUCAAUUAAGAAUUUCAUCUGGUUGAUGUUAUACAAGAAAGCACAAUAUUUUUUGCCUUUUGGUCUUCUUUGUAAAAGUCUUCAGAUACUUGGGGGUUAAAAAUUGAAUGUAAUUUUAAGUGAUGGAUGCCUGGAAUACAAUUUAAAAUUUUUAUUUUUCCUUCCAAGUCUUCCAUUAAGUAUUCCACCAUCGGUGGAGAGUUAUGAGGGUGCUGAGAAAGUAUGAAUAACUUCCUGUUACUUUCUGACAUUUCGAAACUUAAAUAUAUCUUUUCGUUGAUACUGUGGGAUUUUCUGUAUUUACUUGAAAGUCAUGGAGGAUUUGGUCUGACUUGACAGGUUUAGACCAAGGCUGAGAAGAACAGAAGGGAGAAAUUAAUGGCAAAACAAAAAAUUCCAGUUUUGGAAUUAACGAAAAAGAGAUUCGUCUAUUUAAAGAAAUGUUGGUGUUCUAAUAUAUAGCAUUAUUUUCAUUUAGAGGAAAUUACUUAUUUACAACUUGCUCCGUUCUUCUGUAUUGUAAUAUUUUGUAUUAAGACAUGAUUUAAAAUGUCUUUCUACCCUUCCUAUCUCCUCUAAGGUGCAACCGGAGUUGCAAUUGUUCACCGUUAGUAUUUUACCUUCUAUGUUUAAUUAUUUCAAAGGUAUUUCUCACUACCUUCAUUAUAAAUUAUCUUGGCAAAGGUUACAGAAAGAAAAAUGGAAAAAUGGUAGGCCUUCGAUAUUCUUAAAGGCUAAGUCAUUAGAACUAUGCAGAUCCCUGAGUUUAGAAGUACAAGUAUAGCACUAGUAGUUAGCUUUCCAGUUGGGGGAGAAGACAGGACAUUUUCCUCCCACAGAUGUUUAUUUUGCUUCCUGAUAGGUACUGCAACAAAGCUAUGUUGACGUGUAGAUGCAGGACUUCCUCACUAAGCUGCUGCACACGAGCUUUGCCUGCAUGAUUCAAAUUUGUGCCUCAGUAAAAUUAUAAAUUACUGCAUGUCAUACUUUGAAUAAUUGAAAAGGCAAACAUUAAACCUUUGAUUGCCCACAGUGUACUUUAAUAAUAAAAAAACAUGGCAGCCAGGUGCAGUGGAGUGCACCUGUAGUCAGGAGGCUGAAGUGGGAAGACCUCUGGAACCUGGGAGUUUGAGUCCAUCCUGGGCAACAGCAAGUCAGUGUCUCUCUCUCUCUCUCUCUCUCAAAAAAAAACAAAGGCUGACAGACCUAUAAGAUUAGCAUGAUUUUACUUGUGCUUUACCACUGUUCUUCUCUACUAUUGUCCUUAGCAGGUGUCCAAAAAAAUCUCUGUUCUUUUGUGUUUCUUCAUUUUUGGAUUCUGGAUGCAAUUCAGUGCAUGUAAAGAAACUCCUUGCUUUUCUGUAUUUUAAUUCUGUAGUACAUUUGUGUGAAUAUCAGCCAGUGCUUACAGUAGGAGGAUGAAAAAAACUGAGAAAACCUCUCAAAGGAUGGCAUUAGCCACUUUUUAAGGGAGAAAGUGACAAUUUGGAGUGGGAUUUGAAAAGUGUAAAUUGUGGAAAAAUUGAGCUGUUGAAGUCCCACAUAUAACCAGGUUCAAUAAAGUUUCACAUGUGAAUUAGCUUCAUAUGUGUGUAGAAGGUUGCUUUUACAGUAAGUAGGUCCUUAACUGCUCAAUUUGAAAUUCUUCCUUUUUUUUUUCUUUUCAAUUAAAGCAUAUCAUUACUUCUUUGGAUAUGAAUGUGCCAGGUGGUAUCUCAUACUGUAGUGUGAGAGAGAAAGAAUGGAUGUUAAUGUAUUUUUUGAAUUUUUGUAUUCUCUUGGCCUGGAUCAUAGCCAGUCACCACUAUGCAACAAAUGAUGUGCACUGGGCAAGGAUAUGAUGGGUUAUUAAAGCUGUAUCUUGCUUGUUCUUUCUUUUGCAGUACUCCAAGUGGUCUAAACAGCAAUGUCUUGUAAACCUCAAGAUUCCCCAUUGAUUAUUCCCUUACAUAUUUAUUUACAAUUUAUCAGGGUAAUUGGUGGUGCCUUCCAAAAAAUAUAACCUGAUUUCUUGAUCUUUGACCAUGUUUUGUGUUUCUUUUGUUUUCUGAAAGAACAUUAGAUAUGGUUAAUUACAUCUAAGAGAUUUAAAACAUUUUGUGUAUGCUCAGGUUCCCCACCCUAACCCCUACCCCCUGUCAUUUACAUUGGUGGCAAUUUUAAAUGGUAACUAAGUAAAAGGACAUUUUGAUAAUGAGUGUUGAUAAUCCUGAGGAAAACUAGUGAGUAUAUGGGGGCCACCUUUAACCUGUGCCAAGGCAGCUUCUAAUUUCAUUUGCUCUCUAUAAAAUAAAGAACUGAGCUGAAAUAA
Cebus imitator (Panamanian white-faced capuchin) is the source of this 10598-nucleotide messenger RNA. It is a transcript of the gene KDM5A, whose product is annotated as lysine demethylase 5A. Gene Ontology annotation, molecular function: histone demethylase activity; DNA binding. Gene Ontology annotation, biological process: chromatin remodeling. The record is from RefSeq and is a predicted model, not a curated record. Gene Ontology annotation, cellular component: nucleus. Bases 998 to 6142 code for a protein of 1714 amino acids. The transcript has 29 exons. NCBI's taxonomy places the organism in Eukaryota, Metazoa, Chordata, Mammalia, Primates, Cebidae.